AUGUACUUCCAAUCGCGAGUAUCCACAACCACCGUUCAUGAACUCCUCUUCGCCGACGACUGCGCCCUGAACACCACCUCAGAAGAGGAGAUGCAACGGAGCAUGGACUUGUUCUCCGCCGCCUGCGUGAACUUUGGGUUGGUCAUUAACACGCAGAAGACGGUCGUGAUGUAUCAACCGCCGCCACCCUACUCAGCCACACCCCCUUACGCUCCGCAAAUCAGAGUGAACGAAACCCAACUGCAGGUGGUGGAAAACUUCCUGUACCUGGGCAGUAUCCUGUCCGGCAAUACCAAGAUCGAUGACGAAGUCGCCAACGGGAUCUCGAAAGCCAGUCAAACAUUCGGCCGCCUCGUAAGCACAGUUUGGAAUCCUCACGGUCUCCAACUGAGCACGAAACUAAAGAUGUACAAAGCUGUCAUCCUGCCGCCGCUGUUGUAUGGAGCGCAGACUUGGACGGUGUGCGCGAGGCAGGCACGCCGACUGAACCACUUCCACCCUAGUUGUCUUCGUCGCAUUCUGCGGCUAAACAAGCAGGACCGAAUCCCCGACACUGCUGUGCUGGAAGGGACGGGAAUCCUCAGCAUCUACACCAUGCUGAGACAAAUGCAGUCGCGCUGA
This is a messenger RNA of Spirometra erinaceieuropaei, 621 nucleotides long. NCBI's taxonomy places the organism in Eukaryota, Metazoa, Platyhelminthes, Cestoda, Diphyllobothriidea, Diphyllobothriidae. The record is from the annotation of a GenBank genome assembly.